GUUCGUCAUUGGGCACAUGCUAAGAGCUUGGUGUACAAGAUGCGUCGACUAUUUUGUGUGCUGGUGUUCAUUGUAUUCAAUUUUCCGAUUGCACAAGGAUCCACUGUGGGACAGGAAUUCGUCACUGGAUGUCUGGGUCAUUCAUCUGGUAGCUUACUCAAAAUAGAUAUUGCCUCAUAUACAAAUACAAGUGGUCAUGUCCAUAUUUACAUACCAUAUCUUGGAAUAAAUACGACGUCGCCGUUUAACAAAACAUUUUCAUUAGCUCUGGACAGAAGUAUUGCGCUUGAUGGCACGCGUAUUGAAAACAGAGGCGUGUUUAUAAAAUCAGAUAAGGACAUAUCAGUUUAUGCAACGAGUUCUUUACCAUCUAGCGGUCUUAGGUAUUAUUCAGACACAUAUGUGGUAAUCCCCAUUGAUUCACUGGGAAAUAAAUAUGAGAUUGCCAGCUAUGACCCUAACGCUAGUACCUCAUACCCAUCCGUAUUCAUGGUGAUUGCUGCGUUUGACAACACGUUGAUUAACGUUACAUUUCCUAACGGAACCUCUAUAUCGAAAACAAUAAACUGGUUGAACGUUUACCAAGAAGCAAGUCCAUCGACCGAUCUUACUGGUACUAUAGUCCAGUCCACAAAACCUGUGUCUGUUCUUAGCGGAGCAUCCUAUUCAAAAGUGGCUAGUCAAGGAAGCUCUUAUGAUAUGUUAGGGGAACAACUCCUUCCAGUCAAUUCCUAUGAAACUUACUUUAUUGUUCCGCCGAUUUACAGUUCAUAUUCAUUUAUUGUUCGUAUGUUCAGCAAUCAGAUUCCUAACAGGAUCUGUGUGAAAGAUGAGUCAAUCGAAAACUGUACCAUGGUAGGACCGACGAAAUGGAUUGAGUCUGCACCAAAAAGUACAGCAUUGAUCGUAACUAGUCAAGAACCGAUUUCCGUUGUACAAUACAAAGCAGGCGCUAAUUAUUAUUACAUGACAAAUAUUCCAGGAUUAAGACAAUUUAUAAAUUCGUAUGCUUUUGUUGUACCCGACGUAUAUAGCUCACAAACAACGUAUAUUGCUGUAACCAUACGUUCAUCUGCGAUUCACACGCUUCGUCUAGACGGAAGUUCACCAGUAAACCAAAUCGUUCACAAGGCGAAUGUCCCUGCUCCACUGAACGAAUAUAUGGUCCUCACGUACACGAUAACACCUGGAUACCACGUUAUGAAUUCGAACGAAACGAAUGUUCUGUUCGGACUGCUUUCGUUUGGAUUCGUUUCGACCACUGAGACUGCCUUUGCAUCUCCUGUUGGAAUGCUCAUGCGAUCAGAUAUACGAGUCAUGUGCUACAAUUGUGAUGACAUGUCUGACCUUGAAUUGUGCGACACGGUGCAACGUUGUGCUCCUGGACAGCUAUGUUUAGUUCAGCAGGGUGUUUCGCAGUACAGCUCCGGGUGUGCUAAUAUGUCGUUGUGUGUGAAUGCAAAACACUCUCACGGGCAUUGCAUGGAAUGCUGCGAUGGCGACUUUUGCAAUGGCCAUGGAUGUGGCGAUAACGGCUUGGUUCCAAGAAGUCAGAGAGGCCCCAUGUGCUAUGACUGCAACCAUGUCCUCAAACCUGAUCUAUGUAAAAAUGUGCGACCAUGCUUCGAAGACGAGCUUUGCAGCAUCGAGGAGUUUGACUGGCUGGGGCAUUCCCAUUUCAAACUAGGCUGUGUGGCAGCAUCGUGUAGUGCGAUCGACCACCAUCGUUCCGUACCAAGAUGCAAGUCAUGCUGCAGUGAAGACUUCUGUAACACCAACUGCACGAUGAGUCACAAUCAUGGGGCUUCAAUCAUUGGUUAAAUGCAGGGCGUGGAUAUAAUUUUAAAUGUUACCACACGCGGAAAACAAACUGCAUGAUGCGUUUGGUUUUAUUUUAUAUUCUAAUUCACACUUGAUUGGCUUUAAUUUGGUUCUAACGCAUGAUCUGUUUAGUUUUAUUUUAUUUUCUCACUUACACUUGAUUGGCUUUUAUUGGGUUCUAAUGCAUGAUCUGUUUGAUUUUAUUUUAUUUUCUCAUUCACACUUGAUUGGCUUUAAUUGGGUUCUAAUGCAUGAUUUGUUUUAUUUUAUUUUAUUUUCUCAUUCACACUUGAUUGGCUUUAAUUGGGUUUUAAUGCAUGAUGUGUUUAGUUUUAUCAUAUUUUCUCAUUCACACUUUAUUAGCUUCAAUUGGGUUCUAAAAACAUGUAUUAAAUAA
Dreissena polymorpha is the source of this 2218-nucleotide messenger RNA. Its product is annotated as IgGFc-binding protein-like. The record is from RefSeq and is a predicted model, not a curated record. NCBI's taxonomy places the organism in Eukaryota, Metazoa, Mollusca, Bivalvia, Myida, Dreissenidae. The transcript is spliced from 9 exons. Bases 40 to 1821 code for a protein of 593 amino acids.